Bubalus bubalis (water buffalo) is the source of this 4965-nucleotide messenger RNA. It is a transcript of the gene PRRX1, whose product is annotated as paired related homeobox 1. The record is from RefSeq and is a predicted model, not a curated record. NCBI's taxonomy places the organism in Eukaryota, Metazoa, Chordata, Mammalia, Artiodactyla, Bovidae. The coding region runs from base 1069 to 1806 and encodes 245 amino acids. Gene Ontology annotation, molecular function: DNA binding; DNA-binding transcription factor activity, RNA polymerase II-specific. The transcript has 4 exons. Gene Ontology annotation, biological process: regulation of DNA-templated transcription.
AAGUUGGCAAAGGGGGUUUUCUUAAUCAGACUGUUUUCUGGUCCGGGGGAAAGGAGGAAGAAGGAGAUUGUGAUGGAGAAAGGGGGUCUGUAAACCGUCAGGCACCGCACAAAGGCUUUGCCACGUAAUUACAGGCUCCUAUUAAGUCGAGAUCUGCCCUCCCAGGGGUCUCCAAUUUUCUUGUAUUCCCUACAAAGCCUCCUCUGCAUGCCAGUUUGUGCCUUUUGAAGUGCCAGAGAGCUUCUUGAUCCAACUGAGAAGGAAAAGGGAGCUCAGCGAGAAGAGGGGGAGAAAGCGAAGGGAACGGGGGAAGCCCACUACCACCCUCCUUCGGACUCUUGGAGCCCCCCGCUUUUUUUCCCCCUCCUUACGAAAAGUAAAGUGAGACUCCUGCUCUCCAAUACAUCUGCAAGACAUCACCCUCUCCUCCUGAAACUUUAGUCACUCCUGAGAAUCCACAGGAGUGCAGAGAGGGGGAACACGUUUUCUUGAAGAUGUUUUAAAGCUGGAACAAGCCUUCUUCUGUUGGUGCUUGAACUCUUGCCUGGGAAUAACUUUUUUAACCUAAAAAAAAAAAAAAAAAACCUACUUUGAUUCUUCUCUCCCACCCCUUCUUCUCUCUUCUUCUGUUUGCCUAACUCCCCCGCCCUGCUGGCCUCUCCUUUCCUCUCCCCCUUAUUAUUAUUUUUAGUGCGUGCGUGUGGACGCUUUUGGAGAGCUGGAAGGGAUUUUUUUUUUUUCUCUCCUGACUUGAACAUAGGGUGACUUUUCAUUUUAUUUUUUGGUGUGGAUUAUCUCUUUGGACCGCGCCGGACUUGGCCUCAGGAAAGCAACCGAGGCUGUCGAAAGCUGCUGGUGCAGAACUCUCUGCUCUUACAGAAGGGGGUCCCCCGCCCUCUUUCCACUUUUUUUUGUUGUUCUUCCCCUCCUUCUCUCUCUCUCUCCCUCUCUCUCUCUCCACUCCCCCCCUCUCUCUGCCCCACUAGGCUCCUCUCCCCCCUCGCGCCCACAGCGUUUGGUGUUGAUUCGAGCGGGAAAGGGGGGUGGGUGGGAUCGGAGGGGAAGACCAUGACCUCCAGCUACGGGCACGUUCUGGAGCGGCAACCGGCGCUGGGCGGCCGCUUGGACAGCCCGAGCAACCUCGACACCCUGCAGGCUAAAAAGAACUUCUCCGUCAGUCACCUGCUAGACCUGGAGGAAGCGGGGGACAUGGUGGCGGCGCAGGCGGACGAGAGCGUGGGCGAGGCGGGCCGGAGCCUACUGGAGUCGCCGGGACUCACCAGCGGCAGCGACACCCCGCAACAGGACAAUGAUCAACUGAACUCAGAGGAAAAGAAGAAGAGAAAGCAGCGGAGGAACAGGACAACCUUCAACAGCAGUCAGCUGCAGGCUUUGGAGCGUGUCUUUGAGCGGACACACUACCCAGAUGCGUUUGUGCGAGAAGACCUCGCCCGCCGGGUGAACCUCACUGAGGCCAGAGUGCAGGUGUGGUUUCAGAACCGAAGAGCCAAAUUCCGCAGGAAUGAGAGAGCCAUGCUGGCCAAUAAAAAUGCUUCCCUCCUCAAAUCCUACUCAGGAGACGUGACUGCUGUGGAGCAGCCCAUCGUACCUCGUCCUGCUCCAAGACCCACUGAUUAUCUCUCCUGGGGGACGGCCUCUCCGUACAGCGCCAUGGCUACUUAUUCUGCCACAUGUGCCAACAAUAACCCUGCACAGGGCAUCAACAUGGCCAACAGCAUUGCCAACCUGAGACUGAAGGCCAAGGAAUAUAGUUUACAGAGGAACCAGGUGCCAACAGUCAACUGAGGAAAAAAAAUAAUUAAACAGGCCUAAGAAGAAAUCAAAAACCAUAAGACACCUAUCCUGCUCUGUCAUUUCUACAUCUGCUGGAAAAAAAAAUAAAAAUAAAAACAAACAAACAAAAAAACCAGAACUAAACUAUUGGGACCAUGGCAGAGAAAAGCAGGAGAGGAGCAAAAUGAAAAUUAGUUAACAAAUGUUCCUCCUCCCUCUGGGAUACCACCACCACUUGCUUCUGUGUGUGUUAAUUUUGUUUUUCCUUCUAUUCAUAUGCUUUGCUUAAUAUACUCUGAGCUUCUUCAGUUAAGUUCAGCCCACCCACCCCCAUGAUUGUAUGGGUUUUUAAAGAAUCGACAGCAGCCAAAGAAACCAUAUAUGUAUGUAUAUAUAUUCAGAAUACUUGCCUAUAGUCUCCUCAGUGAACCUCAGUGCCUUACCCCACCCUUCUUCCCAGUUCUCUGAACAGAAGCUCUAGGAACUUCUGAAAAGCCAAAGUCUUUCUGAAGAAUUUGUGCCAGACAUAAUUCCCUUGCUCAUUGUCUCCAUCUCUGUUGGUCAUGGUAAGGUUAUUCUAUCAGCUACUAUGGGAGUGGGGGGGAAACAAAGCAAUUGUAUACAACAUCUGGUCACUGGCCUGUCUAAUCCAAUGUGAUUGGCUACGUCUGGCUGAUUCUAAGCUCUAAGCAAUAAAGGAUAAUAUCACCCCACUACUACCCCUCACCCCUAUCCAAGCAAACAGCCAUCUUAAGUUAAAGAUAUUUGUUGUUUCUUGAGUAAUUUGCUAACAUAGGCUUAUUUGAUAGAAGACAUAUUUUUCACUUGAGAGAGGAAGAGACAUUUCUCUAGGAAAACAAACACUAAGUUGUGAAAGGCAUGGCCUACAUCUCUUUGGUGCCUUAAGGGUAGUCAAAUGCACACUUAUAUAUAUACUGUAUAUAUUUAUAUAUUAUAUAUAUAUAUAUAAAAUAUUCUUGCAAGCUUGAGUUUGCAGUUUCUCAAACAUUACCAAGAGCAAAUUUCACACCAUCAUCAGUGUCCUUAUUUUUAAUGUGGUAAGACUUUUUAUUAGGGAUCUUGUUUCCUUUCUUUCUCUACACAAAAUUCUCACUAUGGCCACAGAGCAAUUGAUAAGCAGCUGUUUAAGAACAGUUAUAAUUUUCACAUUAGCAUUUUAAAUACAUUAGAAACAAUUGAGGCUAUGAAAAUGUCCUUGAGUUUGGCACCUGAACUCUGGUGAAAGGCUGAUACAUACUAAACUAGAGUGAGAAUUAGACUUAGCAGAGGAAAAGCCAUUUAGUUAUCUGUCCUUUUCCCACUCAACAGGAAUACGAAAGAUACAUGAUUCAGUGAAAUACUUAAAGGUUUAGCUAAAUUCUAAGAAUCUGAAAGGCAAUUGUUGGCUAUUUGUAUCUUCUAAUCUAUUGACAUAAAGUUUAGUAUCUAGGGCUGGGAGCCAGGACUGACUGAUCUUUUGUUUCUUUCUCUUUGUUUCCACCCAUGCUUUUGUAAUUUGUCAGGUAGACAUGACCAAACCACAUUAUCAUGCAGUGCCUUGGUUUACCUUUUUUUUGUAAAAUGGGUUUAACAAAGUUACCUACCUCACAGGGGUGUUGUGAGGCUCUAAUCAUUUGCUUCUUUAUUCUUUCCUGUAUUCUCUGUAUGUCCAGCACUUUGUAGCCAUGGGAGGGAAGGGAUUAUGAAAGUAAACGAUGUUAAUAGAGGGCUAUGGUACCCAGAAGCCUUGUUUUUUAGCAAGGAGAAGCUACCUUGCUGUAAGUACUUAUAACCUUGCAUUUGGAAAUGAGAAAUAGGCUUAUAUUUGCAGACCUCUCAAAAAAUCACUUCAUUUAACCAAAAAAUAACUUGAGACACACAGAACAGACAUCUCUUUGACUUAUAUUUUCAUCUUGACCAACUUGGAUUUAUAAUAAUUUUUUAAAUUAGUUGAAAAGCUUUAGAUUGAUUUUGGCCAAAUAUGCCAACUGUGAGUAACAGGCAAGGAUUUGGGAUUUAAGGUGCACUUUCAGUACACAUUCGUGAUUUUCCCUGGCAUAUCAGAUUGAACUAAUGGUGGUAUUUUCAGUCAAACAGUCAUCAAUCUGGAAAUGUAUUUCCAAUGUUGAUUCUAAACUUAUUUUAAUAAGAAGCCCAUCUUAUAUGCAUUUUGCUUUCAUCAACUGAUUUCCUCUUCUUUUAACAUACUAUUGAGUCAUUUCUUACUGAAUGGUUUAUGUAGGCUGGCUGAACAACACACAUUACUGCUUCCUAAAGUAUUCUUCAACUAAUUCUCUUGUCCCACUAGCUGCCGCGGAUUAUCAAGUUUUUAUCCUAAUAGAUCAAAACAUUCUUUGUGAAAAGAGUGCAGUCCAAGAAACUAGUGAACCUUUGGAGUUUGGGGAGAACAACUAAGAGAAGGUUUGGGGUGUAUAGUGCAGGGAAUAGACAUCAUAGGUGAAAAGAUUUUGCUAAAAAUUGGGGGAAUCUUAGAAGAGGGAGUAAAGAGGUAGAGGAUCAUGUAAAACAAGGCCAUUUGAAACUUCCAUCCUGACAUUCAUUUCGAGUGGUGAAGAGAAAAGCCUGAACCCCCAUAACCCCCGUGCUGGAUGAAAUUAGGCAGUGCCUGGGCAAGUGCUUGCUGUCCAGGAAUAUCAUAGAAGAAUCAAUGCUGUCAGCCAUAGGAGCUUUUAUUGCUAGUCAGUCAAUACCACAAACAUUGACUAUGUAAGGAUCUGAUGGAGAAAUGUACACAGGGUACCAGCACGCAAUUUUGUUCAUUCAUUAUUGAUUUGAAAAAAUAUAAGUUUCAUAUGUGAUUUGAAAGAACAGCAUUCUGGCUCCUAAACCAGGUGUGAGAGGGCCUCAGGUCCAUGAGGUUCAAAGGCAUAUCCCUGUUCUUCAUCAUCUAUACCCAGAUAACAGAUGAAUACAUGCCAACCGUCUGUGUUCCCAGUCCCUCCCCAAACAAGACACUGAUUUGUAGAGUACUUGGAAGGUUAAAUCAAGCUGGAAGAGGUGACUGAAUAAAAAAGUGAAUGACAUUUAGGGUAUAAAGAUCUCAUAAGAAAUGUAAUAUGUAAAUUAUAUCUUGCUUUAUGAUGUAAAAUAUACAUUGUUUGCGCUAGAAUAGAAGUGAUUCCUUUUCAAUAAAAAGAAAGAAGGAUACGA